AGUACAAGUAGAAUUAGACUCAUAACCUUUACUGCUGAUCAAGGGGAUAAAUUAGAUUGUAAGCCAUAAGAAAACCGGGUUGCUUCGUGUGCAGAUGACUGAGAGGGGAUACAAUAGUACGAGUAGUUGGUCUAUUCACUUCAGGGUAUAUUUAUAAUUUAAUAUGUCUCUGUUUUCAGCUAAAUUAGCCACUUGUGUGGCCAGAUAUAUUCCGAAACACGCCCUAAAAGUAAAGCUCUCUAGUAAAUGUUUUCCGUGUGCUUUUGUCGCAGGCAGGAAUUUUUCAACAACUCAGUAUGCUGCUGCUGGCUCUGGCUCUGCCGAAGUCUCGUCAAUCUUGGAGGAAAGAAUUCUCAGUCACACUCCUACAUCUAACAUGGAAGAAACUGGACAGGUACUGUCUAUUGGUGAUGGUAUUGCUCGUGUUUAUGGGUUGAAGAAUAUUCAAGCUGAAGAGAUGGUGGAGUUUUCAAGUGGCUUAAAAGGUAUGGCAUUAAACUUGGAGCCUGACAAUGUUGGUAUUGUAGUAUUUGGUAAUGACAAGUUGAUCAAGCAAGGAGAUGUUGUGAAGCGAACAGGUGCUAUUGUGGAUGUUCCAGUUGGGACAGAGUUACUGGGUCGGGUUGUUGAUGCGUUAGGAAACCCCAUUGAUGGCAAGGGCCCACUUGGUUGCAGUAAACGAGCCCGUGUUGGUCUAAAGGCACCUGGUAUUAUUCCUCGUAUCUCGGUGAAAGAACCAAUGUUGACAGGCAUCAAGGCUGUCGAUAGCUUAGUUCCUAUUGGUCGUGGACAGCGAGAGCUUAUCAUUGGUGACAGACAAACUGGGAAAACUGCCAUUGCCAUUGACGGAAUCAUUAACCAGAAACGUUUCAAUGAGGGAAGUGACGAGAAGAAGAAACUUUAUUGUUUCUAUGUUGCUAUUGGUCAGAAGAGAAGUACAGUUGCUCAGAUUGUCAAAAGGUUAACAGAUACAGAUGCCAUGAAAUACACUGUUAUUGUUAGUGCCACUGCUUCUGAUGCAGCUCCCCUUCAGUACCUGGCACCAUAUUCUGGUUGUGCCAUGGGUGAAUUCUUUAGAGACAAUGGCAUGCAUGCUUUGAUUAUUUAUGAUGACUUGUCAAAACAGGCUGUAGCUUAUCGUCAGAUGUCACUACUGUUGAGACGUCCUCCUGGCCGAGAGGCUUACCCUGGUGAUGUGUUUUACUUACAUUCUCGAUUACUGGAGAGAGCUGCUAAGAUGAAUGACCACUUUGGUGGAGGAUCCCUUACAGCUCUUCCUGUUAUUGAAACUCAGGCUGGUGACGUGUCUGCCUACAUCCCAACUAAUGUGAUAUCCAUCACUGAUGGGCAGAUUUUCUUGGAAACUGAGCUUUUCUACAAAGGAAUCCGGCCUGCCAUCAAUGUAGGUCUAUCUGUGAGUCGAGUAGGCUCUGCUGCUCAGACCAAAGCUAUGAAGCAGGUGGCAGGCUCCAUGAAGCUGGAACUGGCCCAGUAUCGUGAAGUUGCAGCCUUUGCUCAGUUUGGUUCGGACCUUGACGCAUCUACACAGCAACUUCUAAAUCGUGGUGUUCGACUCACUGAACUUUUGAAACAAGGACAGUAUGAUCCUAUGGCCAUUGAGGAACAAGUAACUGUUAUCUACACUGGGGUCAGAGGUUAUCUGGACAAGCUGGACCCUUCUUCCAUUAAUAAGUUUGAAAAGGAGUUCUUGCAGCAUAUCCGUAGUACUCAAAAGGAACUACUUCACAUAAUAGCCACAGAGGGACAGAUUAGUAAUGAGACUGAUAUUAAACUGAAAAAACUUGUUUCAGAGUUUGUGGAAACUUUCCAGCCGUAGAGAAAGUUAUAGUGAAUAAUUAGAAAGUAGCUUCUUUAUUCGCAGAAAUCUUAAUUUAAGUCAGAUAUAUAGAGGGAUCAAUCCAUCUUAAAUUUGAUUGUUAUAGUUGUAAUCACCUUCUGUUGUUGUUUAUUGAUUUAAAUAAUUGAAAUAUACAAGUUGAAGAAUAAACCCAAAGUUUUAUGACA
Molecule: messenger RNA, 2025 nt
Organism: Limulus polyphemus (Atlantic horseshoe crab)
Lineage: Eukaryota; Metazoa; Arthropoda; Merostomata; Xiphosura; Limulidae
Product: ATP synthase subunit alpha, mitochondrial-like
Exons: 10
Coding region: 164-1837 (557 amino acids)
Biological process (GO): proton transmembrane transport; proton motive force-driven ATP synthesis
Molecular function (GO): ATP binding; proton-transporting ATP synthase activity, rotational mechanism; ADP binding
Source: RefSeq, a predicted model, not a curated record